This is a messenger RNA of Saxophila tyrrhenica, 1053 nucleotides long. RefSeq lists its product as uncharacterized. Gene Ontology annotation, molecular function: oxidoreductase activity, acting on the CH-CH group of donors, NAD or NADP as acceptor. Lineage: Eukaryota; Fungi; Ascomycota; Dothideomycetes; Mycosphaerellales; Extremaceae. The transcript is spliced from 2 exons. The coding region runs from base 1 to 1053 and encodes 350 amino acids. The record is from RefSeq and is a predicted model, not a curated record.
AUGACGCAGAACAAGUCCCUCAUCUUCAAGAAGAUCCCCACCGGCACCCCAGUAGCAGGCGAACACCUCGUUGUAGAAGACCGGCCCAUCGACCUCGACGCCCCUCUACCCGACAAUGGCAUCCUGGUCCACAACCUCUACUUCUCCUUCGACCCCUACCAACGCGGCCGCAUGCGAGACGUCUCCAUCCCCUCCUACUCUCCGGCUUAUCCACUAGAUCAACCCAUCAAGAACUCCUCCAUCGCCCGCGUCCUGCGCUCCAACAACCCCCGCUUCUCCAAAGACGACCUGAUCACGAACUACAUGUCCGGCAACUUCGAGGAGUACAGCCUCAUCCCGGAAUCCGAGCUGUCGGCGGAAGUCGUCUGGAAACUCGACAACCCCUACGACCUCCCACCGCAGGACUUCCUCGGACCGCUGGGGAUGCCGGGGUUGACGGCGUAUAGCUCGUUCUACGAGAUCGGGCAGCCGAAGCGGGGGGAGACGAUUUUCAUCUCAGCGGCGAGCGGGGCUGUGGGGUCGUUGGUCGGGCAGCUGGCCAAGCGGGAAGGGUUGAGGGUGAUUGGGAGUGUGGGCGAUGAUGCGAAGCUGGAGUAUAUCCUCAAGGAUCUCGGGUUCGACGCUGGGUUCAACUACAAGAGGGAGAGUCCGAUGGACGGGUUGAAGAGGCUGGCGCCGGAUGGUAUUGAUGUGUACUACGAAAGCGUCGGUGGCGCGCAUCUCGAAGCCGCACUCUCUUCCCUCAAACUCAACGGACGCAUCGUCGUCUCCGGCAUGAUAUCCGACUACAACAAGCCCUUUGAGCAAAAAUACGGCGUGCGCAACCUGCAAGUCUUCUUCGAGAAGCGGCUGAAAAUGCAAGGUUUCAUUGUGGCCGAUCUCAGCCCCAAGUACUUUGAAGAGCACCAGAAGAACGUGCAGAAGUGGAUGAAGGAGGGGUCGCUCAAGGCCAAGAUGGCCGUGACUGUCGGGAUGGAUCAGGCGGCUGAGGGAUUGUUGGGGCUGUUUGAGGGGAGCAAUUUUGGGAAGGCGAUUCUGCAGGUGGGGAAGUAA